CCUUUAAUAUUUUACCAGAAACAAUAAAAACUAGUAUUAAAAGAAGAAAAAGUAAGUGGUUACUAAGACUGGCGAUGUACAAUGUUGACAUCUCGCACAACAAGACUCAUCCUAGUGCUUAUAGCAAUGUGUUCAAGUGUUUAUUGCAGUAAUCCUGGGCGAUUAUUGCAUCAUUUAAGUCUUGAUGGCAGGAUUUCAGAUGUAAUUUGCCCUUUGUUACAUAAUUACUUAAAACAAUACUGACAAAGAAACUACUAUGUUGACAGAACACAAAAACCUCCCUGAAGCUGUGGAAUAGUCCAUUGUUAUUUUUAUGUGCCAUGCCUUAGCUUAAAGGAUUUGUGAACAGCGUCUAAAUAUUGUAAUUGUGUAAAUAUAUGAUGCCAAAUAUAACUAAAAAAAUAAUUUACAAAAUAUAUAAAAAUUAUUUCACUAUUUAAAAGCAGUACAAUUCGUAAUUCUGACAUCGUUGGGAAAUAUGCAUAUUUUACCGGCAAAGAUCGGCAAUUUCCGUGAUGACGUCAGAGACGCUGUCCAACCGUGAACCGCUAUUCAAUAGCCUAUUGUUUGCCAUUACAAAAGCGUGCUUUCUUCGAACAAUACUGAGUUAAAUUACGGAAUUAUCCUUUAUAAUAUGGUUUAUUGUGUGGCAUGGGGAUGUCAAAACCAAUCAAGAAAGGGAUCAGGAAUCAGCUUUUUUAGAUUUCCGCCGGAAGGUGAUUCUAGAAGGAACAUUUGGAUCCAUCGGUGUCAGAGAGGUGAGAAGGGAUGGACACCAAAAUGUACAAGUCGGUUGUGUUCGGCACAUUUCGAAAAGGAUGCUUUCGCUCGGGACCCGGUUGAAAUGGCUAAGAUGGGAUACAGCAAUGCAAGAAUCUCGUUAAAAGGCACUGCUGUCCCGACUGUAUUUACCAACAGGGAGUUUGUUGAAAAUUCGGUAGAGAUGCCGAUUCGCCGCCCUAGGUCUGCUUUCCAGAAAAGACGCAAUGCCGAGGUACUGUCAGAAAUGGUUGCCGUGAACCUUCCUGUUGGUAUAACAGAGACCUCACAGACAGAUGGUGAAAGUUACACCGAACACGAAGAAGCCAGCUUUGAACCCCCUGUUUCGGUGUCACAGCCAGUUACAGCCACAAAAAAAACACAAACAAUGACUUUGAAACCGAAACAAAGAACUCGCAGGAUUCAGACAUGCAUUUUACCAACUUCUGUUAGUGUUGGAGUGCAAUGUGAACUGUUGGUAGCCCCUCCAAUUUUAUCAACCACUCAAGUUGAUGCUGCUACAUCAGAUGAAGAGGAAGAAGAAGAAGAGGAUAGUGAUGUAUUAUGUAAUGCAGAUUCUGACUAUGAACCAGAAAGUGAAAGUGAAGAUUCAGAAACUUGUGACAGUGAUACUGAGAUGGAUGACAAAGCCUGGGAACUGAUUCUGAUAUUGACUUAUGAUAACACUGAAAAAGACUUGGCCAUGGCAAUUGUGUCCUAG
Gigantopelta aegis is the source of this 1480-nucleotide messenger RNA. Its product is annotated as THAP domain-containing protein 5-like. The record is from RefSeq and is a predicted model, not a curated record. NCBI's taxonomy places the organism in Eukaryota, Metazoa, Mollusca, Gastropoda, Neomphalida, Peltospiridae. The transcript is spliced from 2 exons. The coding region runs from base 635 to 1480 and encodes 281 amino acids.